GCCCGCCGCUCCUCGCCCUCUCCCGAACCGGACUCCGAGUUCUCCCGGAGCCGACCCUUGGCGGCAAGUCGGAUCUCUCUCUCUCCCCCGGCCCCGGCGAAUUGGAUGAUUUCGUGGGGGUUUGUUUUUUUGCCUGUUUUCCUGGAACGGACCCUCUUUCACCAAUCGGAUCCCUCCCCGGCCCCGACCCCCGACUUGGAUGCUAUUUUUCCCGCAGAGGAUCGUUUCCCCAUUUCGGGUGGGAGCGCUGGGCAGACGAUGCUGGACGCGAUGGAGGCGCCGGGCCACUCGAGGCAGCUGCUCCUGCAGCUCAACAGCCAGCGGACCAAGGGCUUCCUCUGCGACGUGAUCAUCGUGGUGCAGAACGCGCUCUUCCGGGCCCACAAGAACGUGCUGGCCGCCAGCAGCGCCUACCUCAAGUCCCUGGUGGUGCACGACAACCUGCUCAACCUGGACCAUGACAUGGUCAGCCCCGCCGUGUUCCGCCUGGUGCUGGACUUCAUCUACACGGGCCGCCUGGCCGACGGCGCGGACGGGGCGGCGGGGGCGGCCCCGGGCGCCGAGCCGGGGCUGGGCGCCGUGCUGGCCGCCGCCAGCUACCUGCAGAUCCCGGACCUGGUGUCGCUGUGCAAGAAGCGGCUGAAGCGGCACGGCAAGUACUGUCACCUGCGGGGCGGCGGCGCGGGCGCCGGCGGGGGCUUCGCGGCCUACGGGCGUCCGGGCCGGGGCCUGCGCGCCGCCACGCCCGUCAUCCAGGCCUGCUACCCGGGAGGGCCGCCCGCGGGGCCCCCGCCGCCCGGACCGGCCGACCCCGACCUGCCGCCGGCGCCCGGCGACCCGCCGCUCAACACGCACUGCGCCGAGCUGUACGCCUCGGGCCCGGGCCCGGCCCCGCCGCCCCCGGCGCUCUGCGCGCCCGACCGCCGCUGCUCCCCGCUCUGCGGCCUGGACCUGUCCAAGAAGAGCCCGCCGGGCCCCGACCGCCUGCACCCGGGGGAGCGGGACCGGGAGCGGGAGCGGGAGCGGGAGCCGCCGCCGCGCCACGACAGCCCCCCGGGGCCCGGGGCCUACAAGGAGCCGCCGCCGGGCUUGCCGCCGGGCCUGCCGCCCUUGCCCUUCCAGAAGCUGGAGGAGCCCGGCGGGCCGCCGGCGGAUCCCUUCCGCGGGGGCGGGGGCGGGGGCGGGGGCGGCAGCCCCGACCCUCCCGGCCGCCCCGACGGCUCGGCGCUGCUCUACCGCUGGAUGAAGCACGAGCCGGGGCUGGGCAGCUACGGGGACGAGCUGGGCCGGGAGCUGGGCCGGGAGCUGGGCCGGGAGCGGGGCGGCGGCGGGUCCCCGGGGGACCGCGGCGGCGGCGGCGGCGGGUCCCCCGGGGACGGCGUGGAGGCGGGCCCCGGCUCCCCCGGGGGGCCCCCGCCGCCGCCCCCGCCCCCCCCCCCGCAGCCCCCGCCCCCGCCCCCGCCCCCGCCGCCGCCGCCGCCGCGCUUCCCCGGGGGCCUGGACGGGCCCGGCGACGCCGACGACUACAAGAGCAGCAGCGAGGAGACGGGCAGCAGCGACGGGCCCAGCCCGGCCGGGGGCCACCUGGACCGCUACCACUGCGCCCACCUGGCCUACGGCGAGCCCGAGAGCUUCGGCGACAACCUGUACGUGUGCAUCCCCUGCGGCAAGGGCUUCCCCAGCUCGGAGCAGCUGAACGCGCACGUGGAGGCCCACGUGGAGGAGGAGGAGGCGGCGCUGUACGGGCGCGGCGGCGAGGCGGCCGAGCCGGCGGGGGGCGGCGGGGCCGGGCCGGGGCCGCCCUUCGGGGUCGCCGGCGGGGGCGACAAGGCGGGGGGCCCCCCGGGGCUGGGCGAGCUGCUGCGGCCCUACCGCUGCGCCUCGUGCGACAAGAGCUACAAGGACCCGGCCACGCUGCGGCAGCACGAGAAGACCCACUGGCUGACGCGGCCCUACCCCUGCACCAUCUGCGGCAAGAAGUUCACGCAGCGCGGCACCAUGACCCGCCACAUGCGCAGCCACCUGGGCCUCAAGCCCUUCGCCUGCGACGCCUGCGGGAUGCGCUUCACCCGCCAGUACCGCCUCACCGAGCACAUGCGCAUCCACUCGGGCGAGAAGCCCUACGAGUGCCAGGUCUGCGGCGGCAAGUUCGCCCAGCAGCGCAACCUCAUCAGCCACAUGAAGAUGCACGCCGUGGCCGGGGUCGGGGUCGGGGCCGGGGUCGGGGUCGGGGCCGGGGUGGGGCCCGGCGGGCCGGGGCUGGCCGCCCUGGGCGGGCCCGACGGCAAGGCCAAGCUGGACUUCCCGGACGGCGUCUACGCCGUGGCCCGCCUGACGGCCGAGCAGCUGGGCCUCAAGCAGCAGGACAAGGCGGCGGCGGCGGCCGAGCUGCUGGCCCAGACCACGCACUUCCUCCACGACCCCAAAGCGGCCCUCGAGAGCCUCUACCCGCUGGCCAAGUUCACGGCCGAGCAGCUGGGCCUCGGCCCCGACAAGGCGGCCGACGUCCUCGGCCAGACCGCCCACCUGGCCGGGGGCCCCGACGGCAGGACCAUUGACCGCUUCUCCCCCACCUAGGGGAGCCGGGGAAUGCACUGCACCCUCCCCUCUCCCCUUCCUCCUCCUCCUCCCGGGGGGAAGGAAGGAGGGCCCGAGCCCCGGCAGGGACAACCGCCGCCGCCGAAGACCCACCCCCCCCCCCCCCCCGCCCGCCCCGGAGGCCGCCCCCCCACCCUGCCUCCGGGCCUCCGGGAUCCGACCAGGCCCCCCGCUAAGGGGGCCGCUUCGUGCCUUAGCCCGGGGAGCGGGGGAGAGCGGGACGGCGGCAGGGAAAUUUCUAUUUUUGAUAAGAACAGCUUCGACCAAAGGAGACCCCCCCCCCCCGCCUCCCCCCC
Ornithorhynchus anatinus (platypus) is the source of this 2894-nucleotide messenger RNA. It is a transcript of the gene HIC1, whose product is annotated as HIC ZBTB transcriptional repressor 1. Gene Ontology annotation, cellular component: nucleus. The record is from RefSeq and is a predicted model, not a curated record. NCBI's taxonomy places the organism in Eukaryota, Metazoa, Chordata, Mammalia, Monotremata, Ornithorhynchidae. The transcript is spliced from 2 exons. Gene Ontology annotation, molecular function: protein binding; RNA polymerase II cis-regulatory region sequence-specific DNA binding; DNA-binding transcription factor activity, RNA polymerase II-specific. Bases 106 to 2577 code for a protein of 823 amino acids. Gene Ontology annotation, biological process: regulation of transcription by RNA polymerase II.